AUGUCCUCCAAGAGUGGAAAUGGCUCCCGGGCGCCAACAACCCGAGCAUCCACUUCGAUGCCUCUUUACAACACUGCAGUGCACUCUUCUCUGAACCCGCGGCCGGUGAUGUUGCGUGUACCUUUGCUCACACCGAGUCGCAAUGAGGCGGAGGACGAAAAUGCGGAUGUUGGUGAAAGCCGCUUGCAUGCGGCGGAUCCGCAAUGUGGCCCUGCCACUGCAAUUGACAGGAGUAGUCGUUGUACGAAGGAAGGACGGGGUGCGGAUGCUUGUGAAGGGACCGACUUGAACAAAGGCGAUGCAAGAAUUUCGUUAAUUUCACCGCGAUCGCUUUGGCCACUUUCAGCAGGAGUGGGCGUGGCAGAAGGCCGUGAUCAACGCCGCGUCACAAAAUCAACGCCACCGGUUUUUUGUAGGCGCCGUAGUACUCUUGUGCUAUGCUCACCACGACCAUCCCCGCCGAGCAAGGGCGGCGUGGGUGUGGAGCGUCCUGAUGAGAAGGAGCUCAUUCCUGCCACCGUGAUUACUGAUGCUUCAAAAAUACGGCUGAGAACAGGUGGUGACAAUGAUCGUGUGGAGAUGAAGGAUAUCCUCCCUGCUGCCCCUCCCCGCCGCAGGGUAACAAGUCCCCUUCAGCAUCUCCUGGUCUACCAAAAUGAAGCACAGCGACAGAUGCAGGACUCUUCUGUAGGUCAUUUAUGCGGUGUUCAAGGGAGCUCGACACCCCCAUAUGGCGUUGCUGCAUCUACGCCGUUCUUGGAGGCUGAACUUCAACGACAAUCGCCCUUUGUACAAGGAGGCGAUGUGCAUUCAGCUAGUGAUAAAUGUCGUAUUUCGCCGACUUCUCUUCAGUUUUCCCUGCCUCGCGACGACAAAAGCGAUUCUUCCACUGAUACUUCCACUUUUGCGGCGCAAAUGCCCCUUAUUAACACUCGAAUAAGCCCUCAGCGGAACUGGAUGUCUCCCCUACCCAAUAGCAGGGCUGUGUCUUCGCUGGCACUUGGAAAUGAGGACUGCUCUACAUCAGAAGAAGAUAAUGGAAACAGCAAUAAAAGGGCGACAUCACAACCGGUUCCUUGCUUUGGUCCGGUGCCAUCCGGCAUGAUGACUCGAGUUGCCGGUAAGGCAAGGGAUAACGCUCGAUCGUCUCGGGCCUUGCGCGGUUCCCUUGUUCCUUCCGCAAGACCCUCUGACACGGUGGCGAAGCGUCGAACUCGGUCAGCAAUUCCGGCAAAGACCGAUAUCAUGAGGGCAUUUCAUGUCUUGGAAAUACAGAAGAAAACGCUGGUACUGAUGGAAUGCGAAGAUAAGCAGCGUCGUAAAAUCAUUAAUAAAUACGUGCACGCCACACGUGGGAUACUCGUGAAUUAUACCUUUCGACGUUUUUUGAUUCUCGCACAGGAUGAGACAGCGUCAUCUUCUCUUUCACGUAGUCGCAAAGUGGCAUCCUCUUCUUCAGAGGCGGAAACAACAAGGCGAACAAGCGAGAAUGUGGCGAAGAAGGAAGGAAAGAAAGUGACGACUGGUUUAGAGGUGCCUGGUCCACUGCCAUAUGCUUUGAUGCGAGAAGGAUCCGGCUCUUCUUCAUCAAGGUCAUCCAGAUGGCGUAGUGCGGCUUCUGGUGCCAAUAUAAAUGCUCGGGAGUACUCAACGCCUUCUUCUACAGGUGGCAGCCCUAACGUGCAACAGUAUCGAGGAAAGGGGAAAGAGUUAACUGCGAAGGGGUAUAUUUCUUCACGUUCCAUCUGUGAAAAUAAUUUUUUUUCAUGUGCGGCGCCUACCAUUCUUCUAGAAGUUGGUGAAAGUAUGAAGAAUAUCCACCAUGCCAUGCGCCGUGUUGAGGGGCAAAUUCUCCGUCUGCUUUCGGCAGAGAUAAGAUCUAGACAACGAGUGGUAGAAGUGGAGGGUGAAGCGUUUCAUUUCCUUUUAAUUUAUCAUCGUCUUUUUGAGACGGCACUGCAGCCUUCUUUUAUUUACUUACAGGAGGCAUGCCACUGGCAGAGCAUCGUGACGGAGGCAACUAAUGCAUUUCAUCGCCUACAAUGUAUUCGACAUAAUUGUGAGCUUCAGCAAAAUAUUCGGAGUGCUCGUGUUUAUGCCCGACAUGUGGCAACGGUGGUAGAAGAAGAAACUCGCAUCCGCCUCAUGCUUAUUCAGCAAACAGAGUCCCAGGAAUAUCAUCGUUUGACACAGCAAUUUCAUUUGGGUUUGGCAGCACUUUUGGAGCUGAACAUGUGCAGCCAGCGACGCUUUCUGCAGGAAGUAAGUGAAGAGAUGGAAACCACCGCAAUCCAGGAGAUGCGGGGUCGAGAAGCGUUGUGGACGGAAGAGCUCCGGCAGAGAGGAAUUUUGUACCGAUGUUUUGAGGUUGAAUACGGAAAUCAUAAAUUGUGUCAUUUGGAUAUGCCACUCUUCACGCACAGGAGGAAGGAGGAAUUGGCUGUGAAUGCGUCGAUUGAGUUAAGCUCCAUAAUGGGUGGGAACGACGAAAACUCGUGUCUCAGCCACGUGGAGGCUUCUUCUGCAACGCCACUAGAGGUCACGAUAGCAAAUGUAAAAACAUCCUCAACCGUGCAAUCUGUCAAGUGCGGUGGUGCUCAUCUUUUUGCUAUUGACACUGGGGAACACGACACUGCCCGAGAUGCAUUCUGUUUGAGGAGUGGGGAACAGGCUGCACAAGUGGAACGCGAGUUUUUCCAGUGGAGCUCGACAUCAAACACUUUACCCACCACGACGAAUAAUACGACGACAGGCUCUGCCACAGUUGUUGUGGGCGGUGGAUCUCAUUCUUUACAAAACACUUCAAUAGGUGAAAAUAGGAAGCCGCAGACAGUAUCAUCGCCGCAGCCACAGACUGUUUAUUGCCCCAGUGCUACUUUGCACUCGGGUACAUCUUCUCUUCAGAUUAAUUCCGCUGCGGAGGAAAAGGGUGAUAGGGGUGAAAAAAAAAGUGUCGAUGCAUGUGUUGACGUUCCCGUUCGAGUGCAUGGAGGAGAUGUCGAUGCGUCCAUAGAAGUAUUGGAUUUCCCUGUUGAUUCAUCGGAGUUGCAGAAAUCAGUGUCAUCUAAUUCGAUUUCUAAGGCGUUGCGCCGUGACGUUGCUGUUUCGGUCAAUAUGUGUUCACUUGACACCUCACGAAGCGGAAUGGAAAGUCAUGCGACACCAAUGAACAGGCACAUCGUUCCGUGCUCCUUGAAAUGCUGUAGAUCUCGCAAUGGAGCACGGUACGAUGCCAGUCCGUCCCCUUUACCUCAAAAAGGCAGGGGUCGACAAAGAAUGGUGUCGUGCGGAACCCAAUUGACCCCACCUACUAGACGCCCUUACAGCGACGAUGUUAUCUUUGAUCGAGCGCCGCAUCGGAUCUCUGCGAAAAUUAGAAUUGAAGAAGUAGCGCCUUCGAAAGCAAAGACAGGGUCGAUGAAUGAAUCAUUCAAUAGAGCUGUGAGCACGCAUUGUUCAUCAUCCGCAUCAUCCUGUCAACGAGAAGCUGUCGUGCGAGAGAAUAGUCGUCAAGGGUAUGUAAAGGAAAUGGGAGACGGUGAUGAAACAUUUGAAAAAAUUGAGAGCAUUGACGACACUUUUCACACUGCAGUAGGGGUGGAUGAACACGCAACACAUGGGGAUGAGGAAGCAUUUCUUGUUGAAAAUAAUUCAACAUCCUCUCAUAGUCCCAAAACGGUUCACCCGACCGAGAAGGCUGUAGAACUGCAAGAAAGGAGUAAGGGUAAUUUUUCUACGGGAACUGCACAGCGUGAGGGUGACACGUUUCCUGAAUAUUCUCUCUCCACCAUGUUAGAGAACACGGCAGCUGCGAGCGUAGAUCCUUACGAAACGGAUGUUCGAAUGGUAAAGGAAAAUCCCGCUCUCACGGCUGUGGAAAUAACCACUGUUUCCUCUCCAUCUUCAUGCAGUCACAGCGUGAGCGCAACUACGGGGUUGAAUGAAUUAUCUGAUGGGGAUGCUAAUGGCGAUAAUUGCAUAAAUGACGAAGAAGACUGUGGUGGUGAGUCUUAUAUGUCUCCCAUUGUGGUACAAGCCAAUGCUUUUCAGGAAACAAGGAGAAACACUGUGGGUGCCUACUACCCUCCGCUUAAUUACAUGCGUCCCACGAUGUCGUGGCGGAGACAACACGAAGGACUUGAAUGGCCAACAAGGCUUCGUCCUUCGCAAGGACGUAGCCGUAGCGUGACAUCUAAUUAUAGCCUGCGAUCAGGGAAUGAACGAAGCUGGAAAGAAAACACUUUAGUUCACUUGAUACGUAUCCCUUUCGAAGAAGGUCCAGGUGUAUGGGGAGAUGUCGAGAUGCCGCGUAGGCCAUUUGGCUAUGAUGCUUUGGGAAACAAAGCCUACGAGAUGACAAAUGCCGUUUGUUGCCGAGCACCCGUCACUACCACCAUCUCCUCCUCGGUUCGAAGAAGAGAUGCGGCUUGUCGAUUCAUGGCGGAGGGAUCUACAAGCCGCAGUCCUUCACGUGCAAGAAGUUCAAUUUCGUGCCACGCGAAUGGCACCCCAACAGCAGAGAAGGAAAACCAGGAGUUUUUUGAAGAUCCCACGACACUGGAGAAUCUUUGUGGAAUAGUUGGGCGGAAAUUUGUCUCACCACAGCAUAGAAUAACUGCUACGAAUGCUGACAGGGUAUCUACCACUAGAAGAUUGAGGUCGAUUACGCCUUCGUAUGUUGAUGCUUUUUAUAAACUUGACCGUGAGGUGGCGGGACGUAAGCGUUUUCUUGCUUCCCUGCGUCAUGGUCCGACACUGCGGGAGUCCUCUCGGAGAGCAGCGACAACUCCAUGUCGUCAGCAUUCCCAACAUCCGUAUCGACGCAGCGAUGGUGGGAACAUUAGUGGUCGUGGGUUGACUUUGUCUCCAGGUACUUCCUGCAUGAACUUUUCUUGUUCCCCGUGGAGCCCGAAACCGAAACCGAAACCGUGGCGUUGA
Molecule: messenger RNA, 4938 nt
Organism: Trypanosoma cruzi
Lineage: Eukaryota; Euglenozoa; Kinetoplastea; Trypanosomatida; Trypanosomatidae
Exons: 1
Coding region: 1-4938 (1645 amino acids)
Source: RefSeq, a predicted model, not a curated record